GUUGGAUCCCGGAGGCUGCCCGGAGCUGGUGCAGGACGAGGGCAAAUACGUGGUGACCACCGACGAGGGCUGGGAGUUCCAGACGCUGGAGGACGCCACGCUGGCCACGCUGGCCUACAACCGCAGGGUGCUGCAGGACAACGCAGAGAAGUUCCAGCACAACAAGCAGCUCACUGAAGGCAGGAGCUUCCAGCCCCAGUACGGGCCCGUAAAGCAGCUGGCAGGCUACGACUCCAUGGCGGCGCAGCGGGGAGCCUGCGGGGAGGCUUACCAGGGCGCCGGUGCCCUUGGCAGCGAGGCAGCUGUGGGACUUCAAUCCUGGGCCAAGCGCACCGCCGUGACUGCCUCUCGCCAACUUUGCUCUCAAAACAACAGAUUUUUUCCGAAGUGGGAAGAGGGAACCCCGACUGCGGAAAACUCGGUUUCGCCGGUCCCCGGGAUUUACCCUGUGGACAUCUGGCACAUCUUCAUAAAUGAAAUGUGUACCAAGAACUACGAGGAAUGGCAGCCGCCCGCAGAUCCCAAAGACCUGCUGGGUGAGGAGUGGGAGGAGCGCCGAAACGGCAUCUUCGACCGCGAGGGGCACUCUUUGAUCUUCAAGGAGCUUCCCUCCCGCAAGCGGCGCCGCAGCCCCGACCAG
Symbiodinium necroappetens is the source of this 640-nucleotide messenger RNA. NCBI's taxonomy places the organism in Eukaryota, Dinophyceae, Suessiales, Symbiodiniaceae. The record is from the annotation of a GenBank genome assembly.